GUCGUCACCAAACCGAAAGUCGACUCUAGGAUCCUUCGAAAAAUAUACUACAGUGUAGCGGCUACACGAUGACCGUGAACAUGUUAGAAAAUUCCAAUCUUAUAAAUGUGUGUGUAUAUACAUAUAUGUUUUUGCAUGUAAUUAGUUGCGAUUUAGGAAGAAAAAAAGUUCGGGAGAAAAUAAUCGAUAGAGGAAGAUUUUUUGAGCGAUUUCGUAAAAUCGUGUAAUUGUUCGUAAAGUGGCUUUCGUGGAAUCGAGUGGCUGAUUAUAAUUAUCGAUUAUUGGGAUUUUUGGGAUUUUUGAAUAUUCAUGGUUUUCCUAUUUGAUAUUGUAUUAUUUAGACUUUAUUUGAUUAUCUGUAAUUGAUUGAUCUCUUUACGUAAUUUGUUUUAAUCAUCGCUGAAAUGUCACAAACUCACGUGAUGUUGGUAUGUUCGAUAAAAUGAAUAAAAGGUAUCCUUGAUUGAUUAUUCAUCGAAAACUCGUAUAAACAAUAUUAAAAAAUUACCAAAUCGAUUAUCAACUAUACGCGAGAAAAGUUUCGGCUUAUAAACAAAACCGUAAGGAACAUUAAAGAAAAAAAUAAUCACAUUUAUAAAAAAAAAAAGACUAAGAUUAUUUAAUAGACGUCUGUUGUGUGAAGCUCGAAAAAAUGUUUUAAAAUGACACUUCCACGAAACAAUUUAUCAGCGAGCCCACAAUCAAACAUGCAAAUUGUCCUUCUAUAGAUGGAUACGAAACAAUUCGUGGACGACUAUUUUGCAUAUAUAUAUAUAUAUACGGUAUAUUCGUAAUAUAACAAACAUACCACUUUAAAUCGAUUCGUCGCGAAUAUUCUAGAUUCUAGAAGAUAAAUUCACUGAGAACAUUUUAUUCCAUUCCUGGAGGAGGCGAUAUGGCAAUAUAGCGUCUAAUAUGAACUGCUAUGCUUGUCUACGAUGAAAACAGAUGUUUAUCGCGUGUACCAGCAUUUCCAGAGAAGUUAUUAAUUCUGAAUGAAGUUGUUCAAAGAUGAUGCGAAAUUCGUUGCGCAAGACAGAUUGCGAUUGCGUAAUUCUCUACGUGAAUCUGUAUCUUCAUUGCAUCACAUAUGUAUGUAUGUAUUCGCUUGUACAUCGAGUGAAUCUGUGUGUUCGUUCGUUAGAUUGCUACGAGUUUCAGGCAUCUUCAACACAGUCAUCGCGAUGAUUGCGCUCGCUCGAAAAUAUCGUAGAAUGUGUGAAUCUCGUUUUAAAAACGAAAUAACUAGACAGCGAGUUUGGAAAAAAAUUGAUUAACGCAAUAGCAAAUACUAACGAACUCUCGAGGAUAAUUCAAUUUGUCGUGGAAAUUCUGAAAAAAUGAUAGACCGCCGCGCAGUAUCAUCCAGGGGCAUUGAAACAAUCGAAAUACCAAAUAUUAUAUAUAUUUUUUUUCUUUUUUAAUAAAUUUAGUAGUUCUAAAGUAGAAGCACCGGUAGGUUGAUAGCACGAUCUCGUGGAACAUUUAGAGCACGAAUUGAAUGCAGCCGUCAUGCAAAUUGCAAAACAAAAGAGAACUUCAUUUCGCCUCGAACAACGACUGAAAAAUCGAGUACGACGUUUAAAACGCCCGAAAUAAUAGAGGGUUGUUUUUUUUUCAUAGACAUCACGAUUCUUUUUUACACUCAGCUGUUGAAUAGAUUUAAAAAAUGAACGUAGUGCUUCAGACACACGGGGCGAAGCAUAUAUACAAAGUACCAGAAGGACUAAGGGAAUUGUGCACUGAUAUCUCGCGGGAAGUUCUUCGUUCCCAGCCAGCCAAUUUAAUCGCCUUUAUCGCCGAAUACGUGGAUACGCUUCUGAUCACACGCGAAAACACGAAAGUUGCGGUUAAAGUCGUAAACAACAUUUUACUUGAGAGCCAGGCCAUUCUGUGCAUACUUUACCGGACUGGUUUCACUUUGGAGCAGAUCGCAGUCGCGGCUCCGCGGAUCCAAGUGAAUUUUAUUAAAGCAUUCCGCGAGUAUUUGGACGAGGUUGACACGCAACCGGUACAGGCAUGCGAAGAUCCAACUUGCGACGAAAAAUCUAUGAUAUCGAUACGAGAUAUUCUAGAAGCUACAGGAGCUGUACGAGAAGAUGCAGAGCGUGCUGCCACAGUGAUACAAGCUGCGUUUCGUGGCCAUUACGAGAGAAUGGUGUUGAACGAAGCUGAAGGGAAGAUUCAGUGGCAAAGAGCAGUGGGGAAUACGCUGGACAUCCUGAGAAAAGCUGGUGCAACGCAAGAGGAAAUUUCUAAAGCCGCAAGACUCGUAAAAUUUGCCUAUCGCGGAUACUACACCAGAAGAAAUCAGAGGAUCGACGCUCGUAAGAUUGUAAUCGCACGUCACGAUCGUGAUAUCACGAGUUGUUGACUGUUGAUGUUCGCAGCGGGAACGGAAGAAGCGCCUCUGAAGAAGGAUGAACGUAUACUCGAACCCGUGGAAGCUGUUCAAGCGGUCGCUUGGAUGGAAAUGAUGUACCAAGAUUCUGGAUUAACAUUGGAAAAGGCCAACGAGGCUGCUGCAAUUAUCCAGAGAGCUUACAAAGAAUAUCGUGCGAGAAGACGAUGCUACGACGUGCAACAAUUGGUGACAACGCAGACAAUGGUCGCUGAAGCUGUCGUCGAUACGGUACAUCGCAAGAUUUUUGAAAAGAUCACCUCACGCCCAGACAUCCCCACUGAAUAUGGCACUCGCGAGGAAAUGAUGGCCACGAGCACGCAACUUCAGAUUACUUUCAAAGAACAUAUGAGGAUGAGCCGCUUAAUAAAAGAAAAUGACUUAAAACCUAGCGAAUACGAGGAGGACGAGGAAGAAUACGAAGAGCAAAAAGACGUGGAGGAAGUUGUGCCUACUGAACCUGCGCCCAAACCUAAAUAUCGCCCGGUAGAACCACGAGUUCUACCAUCGAGAACAGAAUACAGGGAAGAACCAUUGACAGAAGAAGAAGAAGAAGAAGAAGAAACGGAAGAACUGCAAGCGACAGAAACUGAAAUUACGGAGCCGUUGACUGUAAGUCCGGAUUUACAAACGGAACCCGAAACAGAGCGGUCAGAGCUCGUCGACGAAAUCGAGGAAGACGAAGUGCGUGAUACGAAAGAAGAUGUAGUAGAGGAAAAAGAAGAGGAAGAAGCGCAAUAUACCUUAAAAAAUAACCAUCCGGAGGAGCGACGGUGCGCCAACCUUGAAAUUGAACUACUGUUCGAAACUUCUUUGUCCCUUUUUGUGGGUGAAGAUAAAAAUUACAAUGAAAAUUUGUACGCAGAAAUCUUAUAG
Bombus impatiens (common eastern bumble bee) is the source of this 3277-nucleotide messenger RNA. RefSeq lists its product as uncharacterized. The transcript has 13 exons. The record is from RefSeq and is a predicted model, not a curated record. Lineage: Eukaryota; Metazoa; Arthropoda; Insecta; Hymenoptera; Apidae. Gene Ontology annotation, molecular function: protein binding.